Messenger RNA from Halichondria panicea, 1504 nucleotides. RefSeq lists its product as uncharacterized. Gene Ontology annotation, biological process: cell communication. Lineage: Eukaryota; Metazoa; Porifera; Demospongiae; Suberitida; Halichondriidae. The record is from RefSeq and is a predicted model, not a curated record. Gene Ontology annotation, cellular component: membrane. The coding region runs from base 129 to 1388 and encodes 419 amino acids. The transcript has 7 exons.
AGCAGGCUGCCUAUGGAAUCCUCAUUGCAGAGUUGAGUAUAAAAGCAGCAGACCAGAACAAGCAUUAUACAAUUAAGACGUACUACUCUCAGCACUGAACAAAUACUCUCUAUAGAAUUCAAACCGAGAUGAUGACUGCAAUCUUUCUUCUCGCAACUACCAUGCUACUAGCUACAGUGACUGCAGGACCUCUCCCCAAUUCAACUCUAACCACCCUUUAUGGGUGGAUGAAUGAUUCGGUUGUAUUGAAGGAGAGGUAUGCCCCAUAUGAGCUACACGUUGGUUACCUGCAAGGCUCAGGACCAAAUCUCACCUUUAAAGUGAUUGUGGACCAGGGAACCACACAGAACAAGGUCGACUACACAGUAAGUCCACAGCUGGUCACCAUCUCCUCAACUGCACCCUCUGUGAUAGAGGUGGACACAUUCUUGGACGGACUGGCUCUGGAGCCUGAUGAGCAGUUCACACUAAGACUGGAGCUCGUGGGAGGGUCCGCCCCCGUGGGGAUGCUACGAGGAUCUCUUGCUGUCACACUAGUAGACUCGGAUGUUUUGAAGGUGUCCAUGACCAGUGCUGACUACAGAGUGUCAGAAUCAAAUGGGACCAUAACUGUGGUUAUAAAGAAGGACAAAAGGAUUGCCACACCCCUCCCCCUCAUAAUCACACCACAAACUGUGGCCUUGGCAAUGGCAUGGUCUGACGUGACUCUACCAAACAUCCCCACCCCCACUAAUAAAUACUCAUUGGCAAACGUUCCAAACAGAGCAAGAGGUGGCCAUGACUUUGAGCCCCAUACAAUAGUGGUACAGUUUCCAGCAGACGAAGACUCUCCCAUCAGCGACUUGCCUGUGUCUGUACCCAUUAUCGAUGAUGCCGUUAACGAGGCCCCCGAAGAGCACUUUGUUGUCAGACUAGACACAACGGAGGGAACUAGUUCACUAGUGGAAGUUGGGGAGCAACAAGUCAGUCUCUGUACAAUUGUGGAUAAUGAUUCUAUUAGAAUUGGAUUCACUCAACCCUCGUAUACCAUCACACGACUUCACUAUGAUGAAUGCUUUGAAGACGUAGUCAAAAUUGCCAAAGAGGGCCUAUCUGAGCAGUCAUUUUUCUUUCUCAUAGAGGCUGUGGUGGUAUCACCCUCCUCUUCCAUUUCAGCAGUCAGCAAUGAGGUGGCUCACACUUUACUCACCCCAAACAGCCGUAUUGUUGUACAGACUUUGUACAAUGAUGAGCAGGAGAAAGGUGUGGAUAUCUAUGUGGACCCUUACUUACUGCCCCCCAAGACUGUCGCAUUUGAGUUAGUCAUCUCCUCAGAGUUGGAUCCUUUUUUCCUGCCUGCCAAGAACUUGUAUCAGUCCACCUAUGUUGUCAUUGAACAAGCAAACUGAAUCACGCAUAAUAUUCUCCACUUCUCUACUAUAAUUACUAUCAUCUCUAAUAAUCCUCGUUUUUAUGGCUUCAUUUUUUGAUAUCGUUUUUAAUGAUUGUCAUUUGUCUUGAGAAA